AUGACUAGUCAAUAUAUAAGAGAAUAAACAGAAUAAUAACUUUUCAAAUAGAUUAAGGAUUUCUUUAAUGAAAUUUAUCAAAUCAAAAAAAAUCAAAUAUAAAACCCUUUAGAAGUAUUAAAUAUUCUGAAAAACAUUUUUUCUAAUUAAACCAAUUAACUAAAUUUAUUCCUAGAUUUAUCGGAAAAAGAAUUAAACAAAUUUGCUUAAAUUCUUUAAAUUAAAUUAAUAUUUAUCUAACCAUAAAAAUUAUAAAGAGAAUUUGGUUCUUAGAUUUUCUAGAUUGCUAAAAUAAUUAUAGAAAAAAAUGAAUAAACUUAAAAAUUUUCUUAUAUAUUUGGGUUGUAAAGUUUGUAUAAAUAAAAUAUGAUCAUUUCUUAGCCUAUUUAAAAAGAUACUAAUAAAGGAUUUAGUACACCCAAUUAAUUCACAAUUCCUUAGAAUAUUAAAUCCAAUACUAGUUAAUAAAUAUAACCAUAGAAUAAUUAAAAAUUCAGUACAAACAAUUAAAUAUAACCAAAAUUCAAUACUAACAAUUAAAUAUAACCAGAGAAUAAUUAAAAAUUCAGUACAAACAAUUAAAUAUAACCAAAAUUCAAUACUAACAAUUAAAUAUAACCAGAGAAUAAUUAAAAAUUCAGUACAAACAAUUAAAUAUAACCAAAAUUCAAUACUAACAAUUAAAUAUAACCAGAGAAUAAUUAAAAAUUCAGUACAAACAAUUAAAUAUAACCAAAAUUCAAUACUAACAAUUAAAUAUAACCAGAGAAUAAUUAAAAAUUCAGUACAAACAAUUAAAUAUAACCAAAAUUCAAUACUAACAAUUAAAUAUAACCAGAGAAUAAUUAAAAAUUCAGUACAAACAAUUAAAUAUAACCAAAAUUCAAUACUAACAAUUAAAUAUAACCAGAGAAUAAUUAAAAAUUCAGUACAAACAAUUAAAUAUAACCAAAAUUCAAUACUAACAAUUAAAUAUAACCAGAGAAUAAUUAAAAAUUCAGUACAAACAAUUAAAUAUAACCAAAAUUCAAUACUAACAAUUAAAUAUAACCAGAGAAUAAUUAAAAAUUCAGUACAAACAAUUAAAUAUAACCAAAAUUCAAUACUAACAAUUAAAUAUAACCAGAGAAUAAUUAAAAAUUCAGUACAAACAAUUAAAUAUAACCAAAAUUCAAUACUAACAAUUAAAUAUAACCAGAGAAUAAUUAAAAAUUCAGUACAAACAAUUAAAUAUAACCAAAAUUCAAUACUAACAAUUAAAUAUAACCAGAGAAUAAUUAAAAAUUCAGUACAAACAAUUAAAUAUAACCAAAAUUCAAUACUAACAAUUAAAUAUAACCAGAGAAUAAUUAAAAAUUCAGUACAAACAAUUAAAUAUAACCAAAAUUCAAUACUAGCAAUUAAAUAUAACCAGAGAAUAAUUAAAAAUUCAGUACAAACAAUUAAAUAUAACUAAAAUUAAGCACUAGCAAUUAAAUAUAACCAGAGAAUAAUUAAAAAUUCAGUACAAACAAUUAUAUAUAACCAAAAUUCAAUACUAGCAACUAAAUAUAACCAGAGAAUAAUAAAAAAUUCAGCAAUAGCAAUUAAAUAUAACUAAAAUUAAGCACUAGCAAUUAAAUAUAACCAGAGAAUAAAUAACAAUUCAGCACUGGCUAUCAAGCAUCAUCAAAUAUGAACUUCUAACAGUAAGGGCAACCCUUUCCAUAAUUUUAAAAAUCUCAAGCACCAUAAUAAUUAAAUUAGUUUAAUAUUCCAAAUAUUUGUUUAUAGAAUGAUUAAUUAAAUUAUGUUUUGUCAACAAUUUACAUUUCAGAUCAAGUGGAAGAGGAGAUUAAAAAGCCAAAUUUAAAAGUAUUUACAAAUAGCACUAACAAUGUCCAAAAUAAUGUAACAGUUUGUGAAUUAUGUCCUGAAAAAUAAUCUGAAAACUUGAUAAAAUUACCAUGUUGUACUAAAACUGUUCAUAGUUAAUGUGUUGAAAAUGAAUUAGAAAAUUCCAAUGAUUUUUUAUGGGAUUUAAAAUGCUCCUUUUGUAAUUAGAAUUAUAAAAUCAAUUUUUUGAAAGAAAUUUUGGGGAAGAAACUUGAAGAAAAAAUUAAAAAGUAAAUAUCUAAUGAAACAUGUUUUAAUUGUAAAACUUAAAUCACUAUAUUACCUGAAUAAAAAAAUCAAAGUUGUUAAAUAAAUUGUUAGAAUUGCCUUGCUGCCAUUUGUUCUAAAUGCAGAAAAAAAUUUCAUUUAUCAGAUUCUAAAGUAAUAUUUUCUUAUAUAAUAAGUGUGAAGACGAUAGAUAGGAAUUUAUUAAGUCACUUUAAAAAGAUCCAUAACAAAUUGAUUUUUUUUAAUUAUAAGCUAAUUGA
Paramecium primaurelia is the source of this 2363-nucleotide messenger RNA. Lineage: Eukaryota; Ciliophora; Oligohymenophorea; Peniculida; Parameciidae. The record is from the annotation of a GenBank genome assembly.